Penicillium bovifimosum is the source of this 1197-nucleotide messenger RNA. RefSeq names its product putative endo-1,4-beta-xylanase. Gene Ontology annotation, cellular component: extracellular region. NCBI's taxonomy places the organism in Eukaryota, Fungi, Ascomycota, Eurotiomycetes, Eurotiales, Aspergillaceae. The transcript has 5 exons. The record is from RefSeq and is a predicted model, not a curated record. Bases 1 to 1197 code for a protein of 398 amino acids. Gene Ontology annotation, molecular function: cellulose binding; hydrolase activity, hydrolyzing O-glycosyl compounds. Gene Ontology annotation, biological process: carbohydrate metabolic process.
AUGGUUCAAUUGUCCACUAUCGUCCUGGCUGCGGCCAGCGUUCUUCCAUCGCUAACCCAAGCAGCCGGUCUGCACAGCUCGGCUGUCGCAAAGGGAAAGUUGUACUUCGGAACAGCUACCGACAACGGCGAGUUGAGCGAUACGGCAUACGUUGCCCAGCUGGGCAACACGGAUGACUUCGGUCAACUCACUCCAGGCAAUGCGAUGAAGUGGGAUGCAACCGAGCCGUCGCAGAAUACUUUCAGCUUUAACAACGGCGAUGUCAUUGCCAACCUUGCUGCUAAGAAUGGCCAGAAGCUGCGAUGCCACACACUGGUCUGGCACAGCCAGUUGCCGAACUGGGUCUCAAGCGGAUCCUGGACCAACGCAACUCUGAUUGCUGCUAUGAAGAACCACAUUACCAAUGUGGUGACUCACUACAAGGGGAAAUGUUAUGCUUGGGAUGUUGCCAAUGAAGUCCUCAACGAAGACGGUACUUACCGCGACAGUGUCUUCUACAAGGUCAUCGGCGAAGCCUUCCUCCCAAUCGCCUUCGCAACCGCGGCAGCCGCAGACCCAAGCGCCAAACUCUAUUACAACGACUACAACAUCGAGUCUCCCGGCGCCAAGGCCUCCGGCGCUCAGAGAAUCGUCAAGCUCGUGAAGCAGUACGGAGCCAAGAUCGAUGGUGUCGGUCUCCAGGCCCACUUCAUCGUCGGAAGCACACCUAGCCAGAGCUCACAGUCUACCAACCUGGCAGCAUUCACUGCUCUCGGUGUUGAUGUCGCUUACACGGAACUCGAUAUCCGCAUGAAUCUGCCCUCGACCUCUGCGCAACUUGCCCAGCAGUCGGCUGAUUAUCAGAGCACCAUUGCUGCGUGCAUGGGCAACACACGCUGUAUCGGUAUGACUAUCUGGGAUUGGACUGAUAAGUACUCGUGGGUGCCCAGCACUUUCUCUGGUCAGGGUGAUGCUUGUCCUUGGGAUUCGAAUCUCGUGAAGAAACCCGCUUAUGCGGGCAUCUUGGCUGCUCUCGGUGGAACUCCAUCUUCCACGGUGACUACUACCCUUGUCACUACGACGACCUCGGCUAAUAAUGGUGGCGGUACUGGUGUCCCUCUCUAUGGCCAGUGUGGUGGAUUGGGCUGGACUGGAGGCAAAGUCUGUGCAACUGGAACGUGUAAAUACCAAAAUGACUGGUACUCACAGUGUCUGUAG